Molecule: messenger RNA, 1002 nt
Organism: Impatiens glandulifera
Lineage: Eukaryota; Viridiplantae; Streptophyta; Magnoliopsida; Ericales; Balsaminaceae
Product: adenine phosphoribosyltransferase 3-like
Exons: 7
Coding region: 183-737 (184 amino acids)
Biological process (GO): adenine salvage
Cellular component (GO): cytosol; cytoplasm
Molecular function (GO): adenine phosphoribosyltransferase activity
Source: RefSeq, a predicted model, not a curated record
GACGGAAGGCCCUCUUCGCUGCCGCUCUCUCUCUCUCUCUUUGCAUGUCUAUCUAUCUAGAAUCCUCAACUGCUUCUUCUACCUUGAGAAGUAGAAAAUUGACCUAAAAUUCACAACGCAGAAUCAUAAAGAGCUGUUGAGCUUCUUCGCUCAUUCCAUACUCAUCUGCAUUUCUCAGCACAAUGACGUCGCUCUCCGGCGGCAAAGACGAUCCUCGUCGGCGUGCCAUCAAAUCUAAAAUCCGUGUAGUCCCCGACUUUCCCAAACCAGGGAUUAUGUUUCAAGACAUUACUACUCUCUUACUCGAUCCAAAUGUCUUCAAGGACACCAUUAAUUUGUUCGUCGACCGAUACAAAGGAAAUAACAUAACAGUAGUAGCAGGAAUAGAGGCUCGGGGAUUCAUUUUUGGUCCUGCUAUUGCAUUGGCUAUUGGAGCCAAGUUUGUGCCCUUGAGGAAGCCAGGAAAGCUUCCAGGUAGAGUUAUGUCAGAGGAGUAUGUCCUGGAAUAUGGAAGGGAUUGUCUUGAGAUCCAUGUUGGAGCUGUCGAGAAGGGUGACCGUGCACUGGUGGUUGAUGAUUUGAUCGCAACUGGUGGCACACUCGGUGCUGCAAUGAGCUUACUUGAACGAGCUGGAGCUGAAGUAGUUGAAUGUGCGUGUGUGAUUGAAAUACCAGAAUUGAAGGGCCGAGAAAAGCUGAAUGGAAAGACCCUAUUUGUCCUUGUCGAAUCUCAUUGAUACAAUCCAUUAAAAGGCAUGAGUAGCAGCGGAUGGGAAAACAUGAAAAGUGUCCAAAUCAUAUCAUGAUCUUCUUCCAAUCGGUGCCUUGCCAAUUGGGUUGUCAUUGUGCUUGAUCAAUGUCCCAAGUUGAAACUUUCUAAGUGUUUUUCAAAUAACACCAUUCUUCUGUUGAUUUUCAAAUGAUUUCCAGAAACAGCUGGCUUUUAUUUUCCUACUUUGUAUUUCUUUGCACUUUGAAUCAGUAAAUCAAUCAUUUUCAUUC